AUGCAACUUAUACCUCAGCGGGGUAAGGAUCCCAUCGAAACUACACGUGAAAAUGUAAUUAAUAAAUUACGCAAUAUGAUAGUUACAAGACAAGUUGUAGUGAAGUUUUUACCUGGUCCGCUCGAAGUAGAUCGAGUUGAUCACGGUAGAACCCCACGCCCAAUCCUGAGCACUGUGGCUACAAGAUCACUAGUUAAUCUUAAUAAAUCCUCCCAGAUUAGUAUUAAUUUAAUCUUCCCAGACGAUUUUGUACCAGAAUUACUUGUGACAAAUAUUUUACAUAUACAGUCUCAAUUUAUAUUUUGCCCAUGUUUCAGUAUGCAGAAUACUACCCAUCAUCAGUGCUCCAAAUCAACUCCUAUUUCCACCCUUUUAUGUGAUGAAAAUGAUGAUAAAUCUUCUUUUCUUCAAGAUUUUGAUGAAAACCCAUUAAUUAUAUGCACAAAUACUUGUUAUUUUGAUCCAAAUUUUACCAUUUUUGAACAAUUUGAAGAUGAUGAUCACCAUAUUAACAUACUUCUUCAAAGGGAAAUCAGUUCUAAUUUCAUUCACAAGCCUCAUAUUUCUGCUAAUUCUUCAAGUUUUUUUAGAAAUUAUGCUAUCAGUUACAUUUUCCAUAUGGGAGCAUUGCUUGGAUUUCAACUUCAAACAACUUAUUUAUCAGUCUGCUAUUUUGAUCUUUUCCUUUCAAAAAGAAGCAUAGAUGAGGACAAGACAUGGGAAAUACAAUUGGUUUCAAUAGCAUGCCUGUUAGUUGCUGCAAAAAUGGAAGAAAUUAGGGUUCCAAGUUUAUCGAAAUUCCAAGUGGGAGAUUACAAAUUUGAGCCUAAAAGCAUUCUAAGGAUGGAAUUCUUAUUACUUGAUACAUUGGAAUGGAAAAUGGGAAUUAUUACUCCUUUUGCUUAUUUGCCUUGUUUCAUGAACAAAUUGACCGUCCAACAACCAUCAAAAGCCCUUUCAUCAACUAUUUUAAAGCUUAUAUUAGCCUUCUUGAGAGAGAUUAAUUCAAUGGAUCAUCACCCAUAUGCUAUAGCAAUUGCCUCCAUAUUUGGAGCAUUGGAUACAAAUUUGUCAAGACAUGAAGUUCAGUUAAAGAUCAAUGCCAUUCCAUUUUGUAAAUUUCUUGACAUUGAAAAUAUCCUUACUUGCUACAACAAAAUGCUACAAAUAAAGAUACACAAAAUCAAGGUUUCAAAAUGAUAAUUUAUGCAAUAAUCUUCGACUUUGCUGAAGUACACAUAUUUUCUCCGUUUCUUUUUAAAAAAUACAUUUCUUCUUUUAUAUAUAAAUUAAAGUUUUUAAAAGAAACGGGCCGGGAGAUUAUAUUAAUAUAAGUCUAUAAGCAUAUUUAUUUUCGCUUUAUAUACAAAGUUUGCUAGGGUUUGUGUUUGGUACUAAAACUACAUGAUUUGGUCACAUUUAAGUUGAUUGAUAAGCAGGAAUGCCUUGUGAAAGAAAAGCAGAAGUUAAAGGAGUGAAGCUUUUAGGGUACACACCAGCUCAAUGUCCCUACACAAUGAAAAUAAUUUCUUCUUUGUAAUUUAGUUUAUAAAUCUUCCAUAUGGUUUUAGUAAUGUUUUGUAUCUAAUAUAGACUAGCUUUAAGAUAUAUGGUUUCUGCCUAGA
Amaranthus tricolor (Joseph's coat) is the source of this 1625-nucleotide messenger RNA. Its product is annotated as cyclin-D5-1-like. Gene Ontology annotation, biological process: mitotic cell cycle phase transition; regulation of cyclin-dependent protein serine/threonine kinase activity. Lineage: Eukaryota; Viridiplantae; Streptophyta; Magnoliopsida; Caryophyllales; Amaranthaceae. The record is from RefSeq and is a predicted model, not a curated record. The transcript has 8 exons. Gene Ontology annotation, cellular component: cytoplasm; nucleus; cyclin-dependent protein kinase holoenzyme complex. Gene Ontology annotation, molecular function: cyclin-dependent protein serine/threonine kinase regulator activity. The coding region runs from base 1 to 1200 and encodes 399 amino acids.